This is a messenger RNA of Talaromyces marneffei, 1434 nucleotides long. RefSeq lists its product as uncharacterized. NCBI's taxonomy places the organism in Eukaryota, Fungi, Ascomycota, Eurotiomycetes, Eurotiales, Trichocomaceae. The coding region runs from base 1 to 1434 and encodes 477 amino acids. Gene Ontology annotation, biological process: proteolysis. Gene Ontology annotation, molecular function: metallodipeptidase activity. The transcript is spliced from 5 exons. The record is from RefSeq and is a predicted model, not a curated record.
AUGGCGCCCCAAUUGGAGCCUUUUUUCAAGCAGGUCGAUGACCUCUCGGAGUCAUUCAUUGACCGACUCCGAAAAGCUGUUGCUAUCCCCUCUAUCUCUGCUGCCGAUGAGCACCGCCCAGAUGUCUUCAAGAUGGGACAAUUCCUUGCAACUGAACUGGAAAACCUUGGUGCCGAAGUCCACCAACGCCCACUUGGCAGGCAGCCUGGCAAAGAGCACCUUGAUUUGCCCCCUGUAGUUAUUGCUCGAUACGGAAAUGAUCCCAACAAGCGAACAAUCCUAGUUUACGGGCACUACGACGUUCAACCGGCGCUGAAAGAAGAUGGCUGGGCAACCGAGCCUUUCGAGUUGACAAUCGACGAGAAGGACAGAAUGUACGGACGAGGUAGCACAGACGACAAGGGACCUGUUCUCGGAUGGUUGAACGUCAUUGAAGCGCACAAGAAGGCUGGAAUUGAGUUCCCCGUCAACCUGCUCUGUUGUUUCGAGGGUAUGGAAGAGUACGGCUCUGAGGGUUUGGAUGAUUUCAUCGAAGCCGAAGCCAAGGCUUUCUUCAAGGACACUGAUGCAGUCUGCAUUUCCGACAACUACUGGUUGGGAACUGAGAAGCCAUGUCUCACAUAUGGACUCCGAGGCUGCAACUACUAUGCCGUUACUAUUUCUGGUCCUGGCCAGGAUCUGCACAGUGGAGUGUUCGGUGGCUCUGCUCAUGAACCCAUGACCGAUCUUGUCACAGUCUUCUCAAAACUCGUCGACUCACAGGGCAGCAUUCAGAUCCCUGGUUUGAUGGACCUCGUCGCACCCGUCACUGCCGAGGAGGAAAAACUGUACCCUAACAUCAGUUACUCCAUGGAUGAUCUUCACGAAUCCCUAGGCAGCAAGACUAGCAUCCAUGCUACCAAGGAAAGGACUCUUAUGGCCAGAUGGCGCUACCCGUCUCUCUCUAUCCACGGUAUCGAGGGUGCCUUCUCUGCCCCUGGUGCCAAGACCGUCAUCCCAGCCAAGGUCAUUGGAAAAUUCUCCAUUAGAACCGUUCCCAACAUGGAAAGCGAGGAUGUGACACGUCUAGUGAAGGAUUACAUCAACAGCGAGUUUGCCAAGCUCGGAAGCAAAAACACAUUGGAUGUGUCGUUGAUGCACGAUGGUAAAUGGUGGGUGGCUAGCCCCAAGCACUGGAACUUUACCGCUGCUAGCAAGGCUGUUCAACAAGUCUUUGGCGUAGAGCCAGAUAUGACCCGUGAGGGUGGCAGUAUCCCCGUCACAUUGACAUUCGAACAAGCCACGGGAAAGAACGUUCUUUUGCUGCCAAUGGGAAGCUCUACCGAUGCCGCUCAUUCCAUCAACGAGAAACUCGACAAGUCAAACUACAUCCAAGGCACCAAGUUGCUUGGUGCUUAUCUGCACUACGUGGCAGAGGAGCCUGUCAAUGCUUAA